Messenger RNA from Eurytemora carolleeae, 2179 nucleotides. RefSeq lists its product as uncharacterized. The record is from RefSeq and is a predicted model, not a curated record. Lineage: Eukaryota; Metazoa; Arthropoda; Copepoda; Calanoida; Temoridae. The transcript is spliced from 13 exons. The coding region runs from base 1 to 1683 and encodes 560 amino acids.
AUGAGAGGUGAUAUAUUCAAUCUUCAUGUCGAAGGUAAUUUAUUCAACCCUUUAUANAUUUAUUUAUUUAUUUAUUUAUUUAUUUAUAUCCAGGUACUGGACGGCUGCCGGAAGGUUGAAGAUGAAGAGAUAAAAAAUAGAAACAGAGAAGAAAUCCAGUUUCCUCUGACUGACAUUGAUUUAUCCGACCUGGAGAAUCCUGCAAUAACUCAGGUUGAGGAGAUAGAUGUUUGGAACUGUGUGCUGACCCAUUCUAAAGAUAUUGACCUCAAGCUGAGGAUUGAUGGCAGGCUUCUUGUUGGUCAAUAUCUUCUAGAUGCAAAUACAGAGAUUAGUAUUGAUACAGAGACUGGGAUCAUUAGCUACAGUUUGGAGACUUUACUGCUCUUCCUCAGAUAUAAAUCCUCCUCGCAUCCUGUAUAUAUUAAGAAGGUGACUGGACUGUUUCCUGGAAAAGAAGUUGUUAUAAUGGAUCAUAGACUCAAGAUCUUAGAUUUCCUAGCUGACCCCACUUUACUGAAGAUAGAGGUGACUGUGUACACACGAGAUCAACAUAUUAGAAAAAUAUACUCCAGGUUUCUGGAGUUGACGAAAACAGAAUCUGAACCUGAGUUCAUCCCUGCUUCAAAGUUUGAGAAGUUUCAGCCGUUGUUCCAGCAGUACUUUAAACAGAUCUACAGUAGAGGAUUUAGGGACCAGGUGAACUGGCUGGAGGUUUGCCGCGUCGGCGCAGAAGAACUGGUGAACACAUGGGUGGCAGCUGAAUGCGAUUUUGAUCGUUUAGUUGACAAACAGAGGUCUGUGAGUCGUGAGAAGACAGAAAGAGUUCAGAAUUCCAAGUACAAAAAGAUUUUUAAAUCUCAUCUGAGGAGGCUGGAAGAUGUUGCUCAUAGGGUCUCUCCUACUCUAAAUAUAAAAUCUUUUAUCAAGGAAAGUAUGGAGCAUAUUAAAAGCAUCCUGGCGAACCAGGAGAUUUGGAAGAACCAGGAGAAAAGGGAUACAAACAUUGAGAGGAUCUCUAUCUCCUCUGAGGAUGAAGACAUGGAUACCCCUGAACCUGCCAAUAUGCAUCUUGUAGAUAAUACCAAUCCUGAAGAGAAUUCAGAUACAGAUGAUGAUGAGUGUAUUAUAACCAAGCUGAAGACUAUAAAUCAAGCAAAAGAUUUGGAUGCCAUCAAGUACCAAGAUUUAGAGGAGAAAUUAAAGAUGCUGAAGCAGCAGUUGUCAUCUGUGGAUGGAGAGGAAGAGGGUUCUCAGAGAAUUGAAAGUGGAGCAGAGGAGAAAUUAACUGUGGAGUUUGAUGAAGAAAGUUCCGCGAGAAUUGAAGAUGAAGGAACGGGGACUGAGAAGAGGGAGGGAUCCCAGACCCCAGAAUACAAAAUCUCAUCAGACGAGGAGAUGGACGUGGAUGAAGACACAAGGUUGGCCUACGGCUUUGACCAACCAGGAACGAGUGGAAUUUCUGGCCAAUCACAGACUAGAGAAAGCAGUCCCGGCCAAUCACAGGGAAGAGAAAGCAGUCCUAGCCAAUCACAGACUUCAGAAAGAAGUCCUGGCCAAUCAAAGACAAGAGAAAGCAGUCCCGGCCAAUCACAGGGAAGAGAAGGCAGUGCUGACCGUUCUGAAUCUGAAUCAUCAGGAGAAGAAGGAAAGUAUUCUGAGGGUGAGCUGGAAAUAUCAUAAAUUAAUAACCUAAGUGUUACCUUUUAAAACGUUUGCCUCAAUAGUUCAAUACUUGACAGAAAUCUCAAUACUUUAACUUAAAACAAUGUUUAUGACUUUUGGUCAUUUUAAAAAGCCUGUCUCUGACUUUGACGUUUUAAAGAACAAUUGUUUGUUUUUACAUUAAUAAUUUGGUGAUGGGGUCAACUCAACACAAUUUUAUGCUAAGAAAAUGAAACCCCGGAUCAAAAUUGAAAUCACAAGUGUUAAUUUUCCUUAAACAAGUGUAAAAUUAUUGAAAUAACAUUCAGUAAACCUGUUCAGAAAAAAAUUAAAUUUCUAUGUAUACGUAAAUAUAUUCUGUAUCGAUCUUUUACUAUUCAGCGCAUGUAUAAACGCCAGUUUUUUUUUAGUGCCUAAAUUAUUUUCACACAAUGUACACUAAAAGCUUCCCCAAUGGUGCUAUAUCUAAAUUCAAAAUAUUUUUUUAGAAUGAAUAAAUUUUUUAUUUUUGAAA